UCCCGAGGCAGCUAAGGUGUGCACCAUCGGGCAUACUGUUGCCUCAGAGAGCUGGGCAAUAUGCUUUUCGGCGUCAAGGACAUUGCAUUGUUGGAGCAUGGGUGCGAGGCUCUUGAGGUGGACAGUUACAAGUCCCUGAUGAUCCUGGGUGUCCCGGAAAACUGCAACCAUGAGGAAUUCGAAGAGAUCAUACAAGCCUCCCUAAAACCUCUGGGUAAGUUCGAAGUGGCUGGGAAGGCCUUUGUGGAAGAAGAGAAAUCCAAGGCCGCCAUCAUUAGGCUGGCAGAGGACAUCAAUUAUGCCGUGAUCCCCAGGGAGAUCAAGGGCAAGGGCGGCAUGUGGAGAGUGGUCUACAUGCCCCGGAAGAAGGAUAUUGAAUUCCUGACCAAGCUGAACCUCUUCCUGCAGAGCCAGGGCAGGACGGCGGAAGAUGUGGCCCAGGUCCUAAGGCAGGAACUGUGCCCGACAGUGACGGGCCCCAGAGAGCUUCCUGCCAGAAACUGCUAUGAGCCCGGACCAGGGGAGAAACCAGGGCCUGGGGCCACUGCUGCGGUGGACGGGGUGCCACCUCUGGACUCCACGAAGGAGAGCAAGGCGGGAGAUGGCAAGAAAGGCAAGCGGAAGCACAAGAAAAACCGUCGACGACACCAUGCAUCUGACAGGAAGCUGUGAGGAUGUACCUCGAAUGUGCCUCUGGCAUAAACUUGUCCGGCGUGGGCUACUCUUUUGCACGAGGCAAGCAGAAACCAUGACU
This is a messenger RNA of Eubalaena glacialis (North Atlantic right whale), 754 nucleotides long. RefSeq names its product PNMA family member 8C (gene PNMA8C). Bases 61 to 672 code for a protein of 203 amino acids. NCBI's taxonomy places the organism in Eukaryota, Metazoa, Chordata, Mammalia, Artiodactyla, Balaenidae. The record is from RefSeq and is a predicted model, not a curated record. The transcript is spliced from 2 exons.